Messenger RNA from Linnemannia hyalina, 582 nucleotides. NCBI's taxonomy places the organism in Eukaryota, Fungi, Mortierellomycota, Mortierellomycetes, Mortierellales, Mortierellaceae. The record is from the annotation of a GenBank genome assembly.
AUGGACAAUUGUUAUUUAGCGCAGAACUGGGGGAACUUCAACUCUUCGACCACUCAGGCUGAUAUUGAGAACAAGACCGCGACCAUCGAGGAGAUCCACUCUGACGAGUCCGACAACGAGCAGGCCCCCUCUGCCUCGUCCCGCGUCCAGUCCCGUGGCGAGAUCAAGGCCCGCAAGGCCCUCUCCAAGCUCGGUCUCCAGAAGGUCAAGGGUGUCACCCGUGUCACCGUCCGCCGCUCCGGUGCCCCCAUCUUGGCCAUUGCCCAGCCCGAUGUCUUCAGAUCCUUGAACUCGGACACCUACAUCGUCUUUGGCGAGGGUCAGACCGAGGACAUGAACAGCUUGCAGGCCCAGCUCCAGGCUGCCCAGGACGUCCUCAAGGAUGGCGCUGAGACCAACGCCGCUGAGGUCGAUGACUCUGCUGCCGCCGAGGAUGAGGAGGAGGUCGAUGAGGAGGGUGUCAGCAAGGAGGAUAUUGAGCUCGUCAUGAACCAGGCCAACACCACCCGCUCCAAGGCCGUCAAGGCCUUGAAGGCCCACAACAACGACAUUGUGAACGCCAUCAUGGAGCUCACCAUGUAA